This is a messenger RNA of Linum trigynum, 2462 nucleotides long. The record is from the annotation of a GenBank genome assembly. NCBI's taxonomy places the organism in Eukaryota, Viridiplantae, Streptophyta, Magnoliopsida, Malpighiales, Linaceae.
CGAUUAUACCUAAUGAAAUAGCAAUUUCGUAAUGAUCUAGUGGGAUCCUAAAAUUAUAAAAUUAUUACUAAAAUACACCCAACUCGCAUAAAAACUUAUCGACUUAAGUAGUACCGAUUUAGGGCGUUGUGGGGUGUGAUUUCACUUCCUCACACGUAACCGUACUCCCGAACCCGAAUCUCUUAAUCGCAGAUCACAUCUCGGUUCUGACCCUAAGGUUGGAGCCGAUCAGAAGAGUGUUCGGUCCACUCCAAGUAAGAUCGAUGGCGACUCCCAAAAAUGUCGAGGCGACGACCCCGAACCCCUGGAGGGACGGUUGCGACAGUUCCUAUUGCUAGGUUGGGCCAGACUAUGAAUGGGAGGACAUAUCAUAGUGUGCUUAGUUAUCGAUUGGUGGUCUCGUUGUUUUCGGUAUCUAAGCCCUGUCCUGCUUGUUCUCGUGUCUUUCCUGGUGAUAUCUUUGGGGAUCAUGUUGUGUCCUGUGCUGGUUCUGUGGGCAUUAAGCAUCAGCACAACCUCGUCUAUGACACUUUAUUGGACAUCUGUUAUAGGUCUGGAAUUUCUGCUGGUAGGGAGGUUGAUAUUGGUUUGGUUGAUGGGCAUGGCGGACCCCUUCGCCCUACGGAUUUGCUGCUUUAUUCCUGGGACAGGGGGCGAGAUGUGUGUGUAGAUUUGACUGGAUCUUCACCUUUGACUCAGACUGGGAUGACUAGAUUUGUGCCUGGCCGAGUUGUUGUUGAUGCUGCUCAGCGAAAGUGUGUCAAGUACCGGGACUUGUGUAUGGCAACUGGUUACGGUUUCCUGUUUUUUACUUUUUCUUCGCUUGGAGAGUUGGAUACAGAUGUCGUGGCUUUGCUCAAGAGGAUCCUGAAAUUCUCUAUGUCUUAGGAUGCAGGGGCCCGGGCGACCGCAUAUAUUUUUACUAGACUUAGUUUUGCUAUAGCUGAGGGAGUGGGGCUCCAGAUUGUAUCUCGGCUACCCACUAAUUUUUUGUAGACCUUUGUUUGUUCUACUUCCACUCAUAUAAUAAUUAAUAUUAUUAUAGAAAAAUAAAAAAACCAAAGAAACAUAAUAAUAAUAAUAAAAUAAUAAUAAUAAUAAUAAUAAUAGUGUUAUCCGAAUGUGUUUAGUGGCUCAGCUUAGGUUUAAUGUGGUGGUGGUUUAAGAAGAUUUAAGGUAGGUAUUGAGGUGAAAGUAAUAGUUUUUACUAGAAAUAACAUAACUUUGUUGUACUUAUGUUCAAAUUAUUUGUCGUAGUUAUGUUUAGAUGAUUAAUAACUUUUGGGUCUCGAAUUGAGUUGGGAGGUAUCAUUUCAUUCUCGUAACGUGAGUGAGUGUAUCACAAUAUCAGACAAGUACCUCCUUCUCCUCGCAACGGUAGCAUUUGUCUUUUCUUGAUGUGAAGCAAAAAUAUUGUGAUUUAAAGUUUCAAAUGAUUAAUAAUUUAGUUACUCCUUAAUAUGAAGCAAAAAUAUUGUGAUUUCUUAGAUCACAAAUUUCAAAUGAUUAAUAAUUUAAUUAACUCUUAUAUGAAGAAAAAUGUUGUGAUUUCUUAGAAUCACAACAAUGCAACAACUUUAUAGAAGCGAUACCCUUAAAAGCAAGUUCAUUUCAUCACCAUCCAAAUAUGUCCGUUCAACCACCACUUCAUAUUCUUCAUCUUCAAAAACAAUAUCCUCAUCAUAGAAUAAUGGGUUUGUACUUGUAUUCCGAAUUGAGGGAAAUAUUUUUUUUAUGUAAAAAGUGAGGGAAAUAUUGAAAAGGUUAGGCAACUUCCUUUUUUUACGUUCCUUCCCUUGAUUUUGAUUAAGCAUGCCUCCAAUUAUCUAAUUUUGUCUCAAGGCGUUUAAUCACAACUAGGCACCGUCUAGGCUUAUGAAUACCUUUUUUUUUUCUUUCUUAGGAUCUAGUUGGCGGGUUUUGUUGUCACCUAAAUACUUAAGCACACAUAGAUGUACAAGAAAUUACACGUUGGAUUUUAGUAACCCAGAUAUUGACAUUGGAGUUGUAUGUAUGCUUAAACUAGUAAACAAUAGUCGGCAUGUAUAGGUGGCUUAAAUACUGUGCAAAUGCACACAUUACUAGAAUAGGUUUACUUAUAAUAUCAUAUCUUUACAUUAUUACUGGAACUACUUUAAUGUAUAAUAUAGAUCACCCAAUCCACUCUCAAAUUGCAUUUGGACUUCCAUGGAAAACCGAUCGAAUUUCCUAAAUUUCUAAAUGUCAGAAGGUGAUGGAGCAUAAUCUUGGGUUACAUACGAAGAUUGGUGACCGACAUAUUAUAUAAUCUCGAAUAAGGCCAUUUGCAAGGUAGUAUCUAACUCGGUUCAAAGGAGGUGGCCUGCUUCCAAUAAAUCUCAUCAGCCGAUUCAAUGGCUAAGUCAAGCUCCUAUAUAAGGUAAACUUCUGUGCAUUUCAUUUCUAGUCAUGUUUUUGGUGUUGAAUACAAAUACGAUAAACAC